UCUUGCGUAAUGGUUGACAUAUCUUAAAAACUUUUUUUUCAAAAUAUGAUUACAUAUUUCUUACUGUUACUUGAAUUAGACAUUAUGUAAACUUGCACUAUUUUUUUAUUUUGACAUCUAAGCAUUUUUUUGUUACCGUGAUGUAAGAUGUAAAAAUAAUGUUUUCACUUUUGUAACGCCAAGUCUUCAAGUUUUCAGGUACCUAAAGGAGCAACAUGGUUCCACGUCCAAUAGAAGGUCGACAGACUCCUGUUGUCGCCAUGCAGGCAGUCUCUCAAGUUAUGCACCCUUCAUCAAAUAAUAACACAAUCAGUCUUGCUAAAUUGAUUGACUCCAUUCUCCAAAGGACGUAUCAUGAGUUAACUGUUCUUGCUGAGCUUUUACCCAGGAAAACCGAUAUGGAACGAAAAAUCGAGAUUGUUCAAUUUGCUAGUAGGACUCGAAAUCUUUUUAUAAGACUUCUUGCUCUAACAAAAUGGGCCGCUAGUGCAUCUAAAGUGGAAAAAUGUGCUGCUAUUAUGGCUUUUUUGGAUAAGCAAUCAAUGCUCUUUGUGGAUACAGCUGACAUUCUGGCUGUGAUGUCAAGAGAAACAUUAGUAAAUGCGAGGUUACCUAGUUUUCACCUUCCUUGUGCUGUUGAAGUGUUGACUCUUGGUACAUAUUCACGUCUGCCAACUUGUAUCCGUGACAAAAUUGUACCACCUGAUCCUAUAACACCAGCUGAAAAAAGAAGCACUUUGUUACGUUUAAAUCAAAUAAUUCAGUAUCGUCUUGUUUCUUCGGAGCUACCUUCUCAAAUGAGAAACUUAACCAUAGAAAAUGGACGUGCUACAUUUCAUGUAGAGCAUGAAUUUGAGGUGUCACUAACCCUCAUGGGUGAUGGUUCACACGUGUCAUGGCGUUUGUUGGACAUUGAUGUUUUGGUGGAAGAUAAGGAAACGGGUGAUGGAGAAGCUCUUGUUCAUUCUCUUCAAGUUAAUUAUAUACACCAGCUUAUACAGUCCAGAUUGAUUGAUAAUCCAAAGCCCUUGCAUGAAUUGUACAACUGCCUCCAUUCAUUUUGUCAAAGUCUUCAAUUAGAAGUUUUGCACUCUCAAGUUCUUCGAUUAUGCCGGGAUAGAUUAAGAGACUGCAUUGUUGUUGAAGAAUAUAGUGCUGGAAAUCGUUUAGUGAUUUCCUAUUGGAGGCUUCCAAAAUUUGAAGAUAAUUUUACUGAUAGAGAUCACAUGGCUCCUAGAGAAAUUUUAAAUUGCAAAUUAUGUGUACAAAUGGAUCCUGUUGAUCCUAGUAAGCCCUUACAAGUUACUCAUGUUCCUCAUCUGAACCAUAAAGAUGCACAACUAGCUGACCAAGCAAUUAAGUCUGACUUUUUAUCUGUGGAAAAGCUUUUAAUUCACACUGUGCAUAUCCGAACCAAGCACAAGUUACAAGAACUGAGUGAAAUUCUUAAGCCACUUCUUGGACUACAAGAUUGUGUUAUAUCUGGUUCUCCAGCGGUGCUACAUAUACCUAUUUUGCAACCCUGCAUGAUAUCUGAGGAACUGCUCAUUACUGUCAACACUCAUAGUGGGCACUUCUUAGCUCAUGUUCCUCAGUUUGAACCUCCAAUGAUGGAUGAUAUACAGAACUGUUUGAACAAGGAUCCUUCAAAAAUUGAAAACCUAAUAUCUGAAUUAAGAUUUUGGGUCACUGUCCGACGAUGUGAAAAGUCUAUUCAGCAUCUUCCAGCAAUAGCAAGUGAACAUCUACCUCUUCUCAUUCCUCCAGAGCAUGAAUUAUCCAAGUUUUCAAAGCAUAAGUUAUUCAUAAAAUUAUGUAAACACCAAGAGUGCUUUAUUAUUGUCAGGUUAUUUGAAAACCCAACUAAUCGCUGUGAAAUUAUUCCUGCAUACUACUUAAUGACUGUGCAGCCUCAACCAUUAGAAGAUGAUCCCCUGGAACAAAAAGUUGAAGGAUUGGACACUGAAUUGCCAAAAUCGUAUUUGAAGAUUGUUGAUUUUGCACCACUCGAUAAUUUUAUUGCUACUCAUGGUCCUUGCACUGAGAUUGAAUGCAGGGGCAUUGGAAAAAAACGAAAGGUGCUAACACAAAGUGAAACAGGUGUAAAAAAGGUGAAAUAUACUGGCUUCUUUAUUACUGAACUUGCGCAUAUUGUUUCCAUGUGUGAUGAGCGAAUUCCUUUUUCAACACUAUGUCGUGAGCUGAAUAAAAAAGAUAUUUGUCAUAAUGGAAUUCAAGUUGAAGCCUAUGGGUCAAACUAACCAUGUAGAAAAUUGUUCAGUAAGUUAAUCUGUAGUUUUAAUGAUGCAGAAGUUUUUACUGCUUUGCAUAAUGCACUUUUGAGUUGCACUAUCAGAUUACAAGGAAAGGGAAGUCGUACUUGGCUUGUUGAGUUUGUCUUUUGCAACUGCCCUUUGACAAGUAUGUCUUCAAAGGAACAAGGUCCUCGCCGUCCUGUGUACUAUAUCUAUGAUUUUGCUGCUGGUACUUCUCGUCAAGUUGCUCAAAUGGUUAAUGAUAUGCUUCAAGAUUGGAACACAAUGGGACAACUGUAUCGCAUUAUCUUAGAAUUCUCCAAUUGUUUGAAAUAUGAUCAACAUAAUUUGUAUUCAUCAAUGAUGGAAAUUAAAUCAUUUACUUAUAAGAAGUUAGUGAUUGGCUAUGGGCCAAAUAAAGCCAGCAUGGUGUCAAUCUUUUGGUGGCCUUCUGAGAAACGUUUUCAUUUGUCUUUUGGGAUUGUGGGACAAACAGUGUCUGCCAGUAAUCCUCAUACCAUUGUUGCGGCACAAUUGCAACAUGAAUUCAACCAGCAUCGUUCAGUUAUUGCCUUAAUACAGGCUCUUCAUGACACAUACGUACCUCUGUUAUCCAUAAGUAAACUGCCUUCCAUACCAGAGCUAGGAGUUAUUAACAGUAGGCCUGCUGUUCCUGUGCAGACAUUUGUUACUGUUCCACAGACAUCUACUCAUAUUCGCAUUGUCUACAGAAAUAUGUAUUGUUUAGACAUAGAAUGCAGACCAGAGGGUCUUGUUGCUAUUCGGGAUGGUGCAUACAGUAUGUUUGAUAAGCAAAAAGCUGUGGAAGAAUUUUCUCCGAUAAACAGCAUAAAGGCUUUUUUGAGCAAAUUUGUGGAUGAAACUGCCACUCAAGCAAGAAGGCGAUCACAGACAGAAGACGACAAUCCCAUGUCUCCUACACCUACGUUAGAUUCUUUGGAUGGUGGAUUUCUCUCUGCUGCCAGUCAACUCAAACCUGGAUCUCCCCAGUGUCGAAGUCAAGAAAGUGUUUCUUCCACUUCUGGACCAGGAACUGGUCUGAGAUUUCAUUUGCCAAUGACUCCUACAUCUGGAUCAAAUCCUCAUACUCCGGCAUCACCUCAUACUUCAGUUUUAUCACAACAGAGUUAUGGUGCUUCACCAAAUCCAUCAUUUUCAUUAGCAUCACCCCCAUCCCUUGGGUCACAGUCACAAGCUCAACAUGUCAGUCCUUCUCCUUCCAUGUUGCAUGUUCAAGCACAGUCUCCUGGUAAUCUCUUUGCCGCAAAUUCACCCGCAAAUCCUCUUCAUGUUCCAUCUCCAUCAUUUUUACCCACACCUUCUCCUUCAUCUUCAACUUCACAAGUGCCUAUGCAGUCACCCGCAGCAAGUUUUAUCAAUCAACAAGCUCAUGGUGAUGCAGGAUCACCUUUUGCUGCUCCAACUAGCGCUGGCAAUUUAUCAAUGUCAUCUCCAGCUCCUGGUGCGUGGCCUGGAAGCCCAUCUGUACCAAGGCCCUCGCCUCGACCCACGGGUACAGCACAAAGUCCUGGAAGCAGUAAUCAUCCUGCACUUCAUAGCCCUCAAGCUGGUACAUUAGGUGAUCAUUCAAAAACAGCAGGUGUACCUGCUGCUCCAUCUGCUAGAAUGGUGCAUUGUUCGUGGCAAGCUGGCACACCAACUUUAUUAACACACAAAUCUUUUGAUUUCCUUUGUUCACCUGGUGGUGGAACAAGCCCCCAACCAGGAUCCCCAGUUGUGAGCCAGAACUUGUUUCACAUCUCACCUUUAGAACGUUUCUUGGGUUGUUGUUACAUGAGAAAAAGUUUAGGAAGAGUGAUCCAGUCUGAAAGUCUUCAGCCCAUGCCUACCACCGAAGUUGGGGUUACCUUGUUCAAGGCUGAAACACUGCACUGUCGAGUAAGCCUAAAUCCUCAGACUUUACAAUCUUUACAUCUGAAACUGACACCUAACCCUGACUAUAAAGACCAGUGGACUAAUGAAGAACUACAAGUUAUUGAAAGAUAUUUUGAUGUUAAGGUUGUUUCUGUUCCAUAUAAGCCGAAUGCAUUGUUGGCAUUUGGAAGAAUACUUAAUGCUCCUCUUCGCAUAUUUAAGGAUUGCAUUCACAUAAUGCACUUAGAAAUGGUCCCUGAUCGUUCUUUGAAAUGGGCUAUACAGUGGUGCUUAACUAUCCCACCUGCUGCUCCACAGAUUGCUCCAAUAGGAAUGUCAGCUAUUCUAAUGGUUAAGGACAAAAUGCUGUUCUUUGCUCAGCUAACUAGAAUUGGUUUGAACUUAGCACCUGGUGUAGAGCCGCAGACUGUUGUUUUUGCAGCAGUUUAUGAUUUUAAGGCCAACACCACAACAGUUACAGACAAUCGCAGAGAUCAGUUGCCCAUGUCUCCUACAGAUCCAGUAUUUAUUAUUACAAACAUGUUGAAGAGAUUUGCAGAUUACAAUUUAAAUAUGCAGGAGUGUAGUAUAUAUCCUGCUAUCAGAGAAUUAUUAACAAAUUUGGUGAUACCUAUUUGAAUAAGUGGAAGUACAAUCCAUGGACUCAGUUACGUGUUCUACAGAUUUACCACUUACUUACCUUAUGUACAUUACACAUAAAGCAUGCUAUUUUAUGCUAUAUCAUUUUAUUCAUUGUUUUGUUUUCAUAUGUAAAAUAAAUUAUGUCUACAAUUUUA
Uloborus diversus is the source of this 4948-nucleotide messenger RNA. RefSeq names its product mediator of RNA polymerase II transcription subunit 14-like (gene MED14). The record is from RefSeq and is a predicted model, not a curated record. Lineage: Eukaryota; Metazoa; Arthropoda; Arachnida; Araneae; Uloboridae. Gene Ontology annotation, molecular function: transcription coregulator activity. Gene Ontology annotation, biological process: regulation of transcription by RNA polymerase II. Gene Ontology annotation, cellular component: mediator complex; core mediator complex.